AUGGGAUCUAUCAACAAACUGAACGUUGAUGCUCCUAGUUUUACUCCCAACCAAGCAUCAUCAUCGCAUGCGCCGAAUAAAGGAAAAAAGGCUGAAGCUGGUAGCUCGAAACGAUCGGAUUCACAUGGAUCUUCUAAGAAGAGUCAAGGAAUGCCUCGAAAAAACCAACCUUCUGCUUCUGGAGGAAAGUCACAUAAGAGCAAGACUCGACCCAGUAAGAAGACAAGUGCCGUCUCUGAGGCAAUCAAUGAUUCGUUAGAAGAUGCCCAAAAUGAACAUGAUGAUCAUCUUUUCGACAUUCUAUCUGCUAGGACCAAUCGUCGUGGUCAAAUAAGUUUAAACCAUUUAUUGAAUUUUCAAUUUGCCCCAAGGAAUACCUACAGCACGAUGUCUGCCCCUCCCAGACGAACUAGGCAAUACAAUACUUACGGUUAUGGCUCGGGCUACCAUCCGAUGGACAAGGCCCGGUAUGUGAAUGCAAAUUAUCGAUUUAUUGUCUCGCCUCUUGGAGAAUAUCAAUAUCAGAAGUUGGAUCCAGACUCUCCAGUGAAAUGGGAAGAUGUUUGGCAAGUGUUGUGUUCUUCUGAUUUUCAAGUUGCUGUCUGUCCGUUUUGUCUUGGUGAAAAGCCAGUUGCUGCUCGUAUGUCCCGCUGCGGCCAUGCUUUUUGUUUACCUUGCUUGCUUCGCUACAUGGAGACACCCACGAAUGAGGAAGUGAAAGCAGCUGAACAUUCUGGCUCUAAAGUUCCAAAAUGUGGUACCCGAACGUGUCCGAUUUGUUUGGAUGUUAUUAGGAUACGUGAUAUUCGUCCCAUCCGUUGGGUGCAGGAUGAAGAAUUUCAAAAACUAGAAGAAGGAAAAUUGGUAUGUCUUCGUUUAUACCAAAGAAAUGUCGGCUCUAUCUUGGCAUUUCCUAGGGCGUUUCGAUCUUUUGCGGUUGACGGUUCAUUCCAUACUGAUAGUUUUCCUAAUGUCUCUAUGGAUGGUGCUGCAUAUGCUCGAAUCAUAAUCGGUACUCACGAAUACAUGCUUCAACAGUAUAGCAACGAAAUUGAACAGCUAGCUCAGGUUGCUGCUGAGGACGUCGGAUUGUACGGAGUAGCUGAUUGUUAUUAUGAAAAAGCAACUGCAAAGCUCCUAGACCAAACAACUACUUUAUCCUCCAGUUUGGAUCAAAAUGAGCAAACAUCUCUUGCAGCUAAUAUUGAUAACCUGAGCUUACAAGAUAAUGCAUUAAAGCAGUUGUCAAGCGUUGAGGAUCUUGAAAAGACUACCGGUGACUCUGAAGAAACAGAUUCUUAUCUAUUUUAUCAACCUUCCGCACAUUCGCAUGUAUACCUUGCACCAUUGGAUAUUCGGAUUCUCAAAACCGCAUUUGGGUCGUACGCCCGAUUCCCAAAUGAGCUGCAGCCUGUUGUAGAAAGGAUUUCUUCAGGACACUCCGUAAAUACGGAAUUUAGGCAGCGCUUUAAAUACAUGGGACACUUACCAGAAGGCUGUGAAGUCGCCUUUAUUGAGUGUGAUUGGUCCAAGGUAGUACCUGAAGAGACGUUGAAGGUGUUUAGGACUGAAAUUAAUAAGCGUCGUAAGCAACGUAAGGCUCAAGAAACAAGAGAAGAGAAAUAUCGACAAAGAGCUCAACGUGCAACAGAGGAUCAAAUAUUCACAGAACUAAAUAUGCAACGACCUAUCCCUCGUCAAAUAAUUCAAGAAGAAAAUACCGCUGAAGCUUUUCCUACCUUGGAGUCUCUCAACGUGAGCGGAGAAGGCAAUUCUUCGACACGUUCAAAUGACGAAAACGAAAUUGCCAAUACUCUGGAUGCCAAUCAAAGGGCAACAGAAAGGCAGACGAUUAAAACAGUCUGGGGAACGCACGCAAUUUCUGGAGCAUCCCAUGAAACAGACGAAAGUGAGGAUUUAGACGCCUGGAAGGUGGAUUGGGAGAAGAUAGCAAACAUGAGCGCGAAUUCCAAGAAUUCAAAGAACAAGAAAAAGAAGAAACUCGUAUUAUUAAGUACGGGAGGAGGGCGCCGUUUGGUAAUGUUGUUCACGGAAGUAGAAACGAGUGAAUUUGGUAAGGUAAUUUGUAAUGGAAAAUAA
This is a messenger RNA of Schizosaccharomyces cryophilus OY26, 2100 nucleotides long. Its product is annotated as ubiquitin-protein ligase E3. Gene Ontology annotation, biological process: positive regulation of transcription by RNA polymerase II. NCBI's taxonomy places the organism in Eukaryota, Fungi, Ascomycota, Schizosaccharomycetes, Schizosaccharomycetales, Schizosaccharomycetaceae. Gene Ontology annotation, molecular function: transcription cis-regulatory region binding; metal ion binding. The transcript is spliced from 2 exons. Bases 1 to 2100 code for a protein of 699 amino acids. The record is from RefSeq and is a predicted model, not a curated record.